AUGACAUUGUUCGGAAACUUGAGGGAGGCUUUGAAGAAAGCAGCCAGCUUAAGGCGCAUGUUAGAACGAGAAUGCGCAGUUCGGGACGGUUCUGAAGCCUUUGAACCUAGCGGCGGCCACAUUGAGUUUGUUGAUGUUAGCUUCGCCUACCCCGAGAAGGUGGUCCUAGAAAACUGCAAUUUGUCUUUCCAAUCUGGAAAAAUAACUGCAGUUGUGGGUCCAUCCGGGGUUGGGAAGUCGACCAUACUCAAGCUGAUAUUGAGAGCCUACGAUCCGCAGAUCGGCCUCGUCAAGAUUGAUGGGCAAGACAUCAGGAUAUUCCGUCUUCAAUCCCUGCGGUCCCGGAUGGCAGUUAUGGAGCAAGAGCCGCGUCUCUUUAACAGAACUAUUCUGGAAAAUGUGAAAUAUGGAAGGCAAGGCGCUACAGACGAAGAGGUCCGCGAGGCUUGCAAGAAGGCCAACAUCCACGAUUGUAUCAUGAGUCGCGAGAAAGGGUACCAUGAAGUACUUAGCUGUGCAGGUAGUGGAUGGUCGGGCGGGGAGAGACAAAGGUUUGGGCUAGCUCGCUUGUUUGUCCAAAACCCCGAUAUUAUUAUUGUGGACGAGGGGACCAGUGCAAUCGAUACCGAGACUGAGACGCAAGUCAACAUGAACUUGAGAGAGUGGUUUCAAGGAAAGACAACAAUUCUCAUUGCGCACCGAUUAUCCUCGGUCAUGCACGCCCACAACAUAUUAUUUCUAUCAGACAAUGGUCAAGUCUGCGAAGAGGGAACACAUCAAGAUCUUAUUGCUAGGAAAGGUGGCUAUUACUCACUUUUUCAGCAUUAUCAUGGCAAUGGAUAA
This is a messenger RNA of Podospora pseudocomata, 843 nucleotides long. RefSeq lists its product as uncharacterized. The record is from RefSeq and is a predicted model, not a curated record. NCBI's taxonomy places the organism in Eukaryota, Fungi, Ascomycota, Sordariomycetes, Sordariales, Podosporaceae. The transcript has 4 exons. Gene Ontology annotation, molecular function: ATP hydrolysis activity; ATP binding. Gene Ontology annotation, cellular component: membrane. The coding region runs from base 1 to 843 and encodes 280 amino acids.